This is a messenger RNA of Andrographis paniculata, 2022 nucleotides long. Its product is annotated as transcription factor efuD-like. Gene Ontology annotation, biological process: transcription initiation at RNA polymerase II promoter; transcription open complex formation at RNA polymerase II promoter. The transcript is spliced from 11 exons. NCBI's taxonomy places the organism in Eukaryota, Viridiplantae, Streptophyta, Magnoliopsida, Lamiales, Acanthaceae. Gene Ontology annotation, cellular component: transcription factor TFIIE complex. Bases 358 to 1749 code for a protein of 463 amino acids. The record is from RefSeq and is a predicted model, not a curated record.
CCGCGUGAUAGUAGAUCGAGAAAGGAUUUCCCUGUGGGUUUAGGAUUGAGCUUCCAAGAAACCAAAUUGCGAUAGGAUCGUGGGAGGAUCCGCGGUUAGAGUUGAAACGAUUCAUUGUUCCGUUGCGAUUUUCGCAUCGUCAUAUUGGCUAAAAACCCGUAAAUAUCACGAAUCGGUGGUCGGCGUUGAUCUGCAUCUGCGAUUCCGUUGGCCUGAUUACCUUAGCUAUUUUGGACUAAGAACUAUUCCUGGGGAAGUAAAGUAAAGAAGUUUCGUGUUGUUGAUUUGGUGAUCCACUAAAGCAUUAUUACGAAGCAGUGGCUUAAGUUCAAAUUUGUUGUUCUUGAAAGCUUGAAAAUGGCUAGCAUUGAUCCAUUUAAUCGCUUGGUGAAACUUGCGGCGAGGGCAUUCUAUGAUGACAUAAGUACUAAAGGUGAAAACCAAGCUAAGGCUGGGAAAAGUGACAACAGGGGAAUUGCAGUGGUUAUUCUUGAUGCUCUUACUAGACGACAAUGGGUUAGGGAAGAAGAUUUGGCUAAAGACUUGAAACUUCAUACUAAGCAGCUUCGUCGGGCUUUGAGACUCUUUGAAGAAGAAAAGCUUGUCACUCGUGAUCACCGCAAGGAGUCCUCCAAAGGUGCGAAAAUUUACAAUGCUGCUGUGGCUGCCACGGUUGAUGGUCAUGUAACUGGAAGAGAAGGUGAUGAAAAGCUUAAAAUGCACACACAGUCGUACUGUUGCCUGGAUUAUGCGCAGAUAUAUGAUGUGGUGAGGUACAGAAUACAUCGCAUGAGAAAAAAACUGAAGGAUGGACUGGAGAGCAGAAACACAAUUCAGGAAUAUGCAUGCCCAAGCUGCAGCAGGAGAUAUACUGCUCUUGAUGCACUUCGGUUGAUCUCCCCAAGUGAUGAAUACUUUCACUGUGAAAGAUGUGAUAGUAUCCUUGUGGCUGAGAGUGACCAGUUAGGUGGUCAGGAAUUGAGAGAUGGAGAUGAUAACUCAAGCAGACGUCACCAUGAUAAAGUGAAAACAAUGCUAAAUAAGAUGGAGGAACAGCUAAAACCACUGAUGGAUCAAAUAGCAAGAGUUAAGGAUUUGCCUGCUCCUGAAUUUGGAAGCCUUCAAGCUUGGGAACUUCGGGCAAAUGCUGCUGGCCGAGUUACAAGUGGAGAUUUUAAUUCCAAUGACCCUUCGAAAUCAUUGCAUGGAACUCCCAUGCCUUAUGUCGGGGAGACGAAGGUUGAAGUUGCAUUUUCUGGUUCUGGUGACGGAGGGGAAGAUGUAAAACCAAACACAAAUGAACCCAUGAAGGUGCUACCUCCAUGGAUGAUUAAGCAAGGAAUGGUUCUUACGAAAGAACAACGUGGAGAGACAAAGCCUGAGUUAAACAUGGGCAGUACAUCAAAAUCUUCAGCGCAUUCUGAUGACAAGAAGUCCACAGUCGUAAAUGAGGAUUCAAAAACUAUACAGGAUGAAUACUAUAAGGCUUAUUAUGCUGCUCUGCUUAAGCGCCAACAAGAAGCUGUCAAGCAGGAGCAGGGGUUGCCUAACAACCCAAUUGAUACAAACUCGCAGCGUCAGGUUGGCAUGAAGUCAAAACGUGAAGAUGAUGAUGAGGACGAUGAUGUUUGGGAGGAGGGCUCUUCUAUAGGCAACACGUCGGCAGCACAGUUUAAGGUUAAUGACUUGAAUGUAGAAGCAGCAGCUUCUGGUGAUGAUGAAGAUGAAAACGAUUGGGAGGAUGGGUAACUGGCCGAGUUUAGCUGUUCUUGGAACUUGUACUUCUCACGGGGUUUGUUCUUGGUGAAGAAAGGUAAUUUACUCUUCUUGAACGCUGAUUGAUUCCAUUCCAUUCCAUUCUAUUAUAGCGGUGUGUGUUGUUUCUUGCAGUCGAGUUUGUUGGGAAUCACUUGAUUUUUAAUUUUUGUUCAUACACAUAUAUACAAACAUUUUUUACUGUACAAGGGAAGGAUUGGUAAAGUUUUGAGUCUUCUUGGGUAUUUUAGAUUUGAGUUUUUUAAA